Halichondria panicea is the source of this 2040-nucleotide messenger RNA. Its product is annotated as ER degradation-enhancing alpha-mannosidase-like protein 1. Gene Ontology annotation, cellular component: membrane; endoplasmic reticulum. Lineage: Eukaryota; Metazoa; Porifera; Demospongiae; Suberitida; Halichondriidae. The transcript is spliced from 13 exons. Gene Ontology annotation, molecular function: calcium ion binding; mannosyl-oligosaccharide 1,2-alpha-mannosidase activity. Bases 90 to 1934 code for a protein of 614 amino acids. The record is from RefSeq and is a predicted model, not a curated record. Gene Ontology annotation, biological process: mannose trimming involved in glycoprotein ERAD pathway; endoplasmic reticulum mannose trimming; carbohydrate metabolic process.
CUUUCUGUUGAUGUCAGCAGUUAAUUCAGCAAACACCUUUUCCUCUAACAUCCCUAGCCUAGCUACUGAACAGUGACACCAACUCCUUCAUGCAACUGGGCCAGCCAGCACAUCAACACGUCGACUGGUGGGGAGUAUUUAAUCGGAUCUGGAUGAUGGCAGCUGGAGCAAAUCUUCUCUGGAGCAUUCUACCAAACUUGCUAGUGUUUCUUCCCAAUUACCAAACAUCUCCAUCCAACUCAGCUCAGAAUGUGACACAGAUAAUCCCCAUCUCUGACCUCGUCCACACGCCUUUCUCAGAGGAGAGGAGGCUGCAGUUUCUACAAGACACAAAGAGAAUGUUUUAUUUUGGUUACGAUAACUACAUGACUCAUGCGUUCCCAUUUGACGAGCUGAAUCCAGUCAAUUGCACGGGACGAGGACACGACUGGAUUGAUCAGUCCAAUGUGAAUGUGAAUGAUGCUCUGGGUGACUAUAGUCUGACACUGGUGGACACGCUGGACACGUUAGCAAUAAUGGGCAAUGCUAGUGAGUUUAUGAGAGCAGUGCAGCUGACGGUGGACAAUGUCUCCUUCAGCGGACCUUGCACAACUGUGCAAGUAUUCGAGGCCACCAUUAGAAUAUUAGGUUCUCUUUUGUCUGCUCACCUGCUGAUCAAGGAUUCAGAUAAACCCUUCGGCAGUUUGACCCCAACCGGCUAUACUAAUGAGCUGCUGUCUCUGGCUAAUGACUUGGGAGCGAGACUGCUACCAGCCUUUGAGAACAGUGCCACUGGCCUGCCCCAUCCAAGAGUGAACCUGUGCUAUGGUGUGCCUGAGGGCGAGCUUAUGGAGACCUGCACAGCUGGAGCAGGCACACUCACACUCGAGUUCACUCUACUCAGUCGGUUACUAGGAGACCCGGUCUAUGAGAAUGCCGCUAGGAGGGCUGUGCGGACACUCUGGGAUCACAGACACAGGCACACUGGGCUAGUGGGGAAUGUGAUCAACAUUCAGACUGGUCAGUGGGUUGGUAGGAUGGGUGGACUUGGAGCUGGCAUUGACUCCUAUUACGAGUACCUGCUCAAGUCUAACAUUCUGUUUGGUGAGAGAGAGGACUUGGAGAUGUUCUAUGAGAUGUAUGCCAGCAUCAUGAAGUACCUCAGGAGAGGGCGUCGAUGUCAGGAUGUGUUCAAGGACGUGGGAAAUGGGGGGAGCCCGAUGUUUGUUAAUGUGGACUAUGCCUCAGGCAAGCAGCUCAACUAUUGGAUGGAUUCUCUCUCAGCCUCCUUCGCUGGACUGCAGGUGCUGGCUGGAGAUCUGGAAGAGGCCAUUUGCACACACGCCCUCCACUACUCCAUCUGGCGGAGAUACGAGGCACUUCCCGAGAGGUUUGACUGGCAACAGAAGUCACCCAACGUCAGAUUCUACCCCCUCAGGCCAGAGCUUGUAGAGUCCACCUACUUCCUGUACCAGGCUACUCAGAACCCCUUCUAUCUCCACGUGGGAGGCCAUAUACUGGAGAGCCUGAACAGACACACCAAAGCAAGGUGUGGAUACACUACCCUCCAUGAUGUGGUGAGCAAGACUCAGGAGGACAGGAUGGAGAGCUUCUUCCUCAGCGAGACCUGCAAGUACCUGUACCUGCUGUUUGACACUGAUAACGAGGUGAACAAGAACUCACUUAAGUAUAUAUUCACGACCGAGGGUCACCUGAUCAAACUAGACCCGUCCCUCCGACACAAUGUCUGGGAGGAGUUUAAAUUCCCUCGUACAACCGACGGUUGCUACGGGAGAUGUGAGGGGGACAGAGCUGUUGCUAAGACUGAUCAAAGCUUCGUUUCUCACUCGUGCACCCCCCACUCUGCUCUGAGGAAGUACGCUCUACCACUGUCCAGAGAGAGGCUCGGAGAGAUUGAGGCUAUGGUCGGACUCUAUGGCAACCAGCAGACAUAGAACACGCUUAGUGCUUGCUAGGAUCACAAUGUUCAUCAUUUUCACUAUUUGUACAAUUGGAGUCAUAAUUAUAGCAUACAAAUCAACAAAAAUUAUUUGGCAAUAA